AUGGGGAAAUUCAGAAGUAUUCUUCUUCUGUGCCUUGGCUUUCUUCUAGUCCAUGUAAGAGGUCAACGUGACUUUGAUUUAGCUGAUGCUCUUGAUCAUCCAGACGACAUAAUUACCAGGAAGCCUACAGUGAUCAGAAGACCGACCAGGCCUGUGCUGAACAAUGAUCUGCAUUUAGGAGAUGCUUUUGGUGGGGGUGACAUCCCAAGAAAACCUUUAUACCCACCUCUUCCACCACGACCGGGAAGCCACAUUAAUCCUGGAGGUUUUGAUGACUCAGAUCUCCUUGAUGGGAAGCCUUUACCACCGCUCAUAACAGGAGAAGAGGAGCAUCAUUUCAAUCAUGGAGGAAACACGGAUUCAGGAUUAAUAGCUGGAGUUACAUCUCCUAUAAUUUCUGCUUUUGUAAUACUCGUUGUUGGAUCGAUAGCGGCCUACUCCGCUUACAAGAACAAGAAACUUUGUUUCAAGCCACAACAUGGUAAGACCAACUCGCACCCCUGGCACUACCCGAGCAAUGGCAUCCUCUUCUCUAGUGGAUCUUUGGGACGCUCCCAGCGCGUGAGAGAUCAAACGCUGCGGCUCAGAGUGGCCACGCCGAUCCCUUGCAAACCAUCGGAAACGAAGGCUUAA
Molecule: messenger RNA, 633 nt
Organism: Opisthocomus hoazin
Lineage: Eukaryota; Metazoa; Chordata; Aves; Opisthocomiformes; Opisthocomidae
Source: RefSeq, a predicted model, not a curated record